AAUUUGAAAAUGCUGAAACACUUUUAAUUUCUGAAGUGCAUAUGCUUCUUGAACAUCGUAAGGCACAGAAUGAAUCAGCUGAGGAAGAACAAGAAUUUUCAGAAGUUUUUAUGAAAAGUUUGACGUAUACAAAUCGUUUUAGGAAGUUUAAGAAUAAGGAAACUAUAGCCGCCGUUAGAAAUUUAUUGAGUCAAAAGAAGCUUCAUAAAUUCGAAUUGGCUUCCAUUGCCAAUUUAUGUCCGGAAACUCCAGAGGAAGCUAAGGCAUUGAUACCAAGUUUGGAAGGCCGAUUAGAAGAUGAAGAACUAAGAACUAUACUAGAUGACAUUCAAACUAAAAGAUCGCUACAGUACUAAAAUAUUUUGUAAUAAAUAAGAAAUUUAUAAAGCUAAUGCUUCA
Molecule: messenger RNA, 399 nt
Organism: Copidosoma floridanum
Lineage: Eukaryota; Metazoa; Arthropoda; Insecta; Hymenoptera; Encyrtidae
Gene: Ada2a
Product: Transcriptional adapter 2A
Biological process (GO): chromatin remodeling; regulation of transcription by RNA polymerase II; DNA-templated transcription initiation
Cellular component (GO): nucleus; SAGA-type complex; RNA polymerase complex
Molecular function (GO): transcription coactivator activity; chromatin binding; zinc ion binding
Source: RefSeq, a predicted model, not a curated record